This is a messenger RNA of Meloidogyne enterolobii, 881 nucleotides long. The record is from the annotation of a GenBank genome assembly. Lineage: Eukaryota; Metazoa; Nematoda; Chromadorea; Rhabditida; Meloidogynidae.
UUUUCUUUUAUUUGCUCAACUAUUACACUCUUGUAUAUUCGCUCUUUAUAAUGCUAAACACUAUGGAGGAAGAAAUGCGUGCAAACGAAAAAUAUGAAAGAGAACAACAAAAAUUGGAUGCAAUGACUUUAAAUUCUUUAGCAGCAAGUCAAUAUCAGUUUCAUAUAGCUAGGUCCCCAACGGAUAAUGAUUGGGAUAACCAAAGCUAUUAUGAGGUUGUUUCUUCCCCUUACAUUAAUUCGAGGGAAAUUGUAUCACAAUUUAAUUCCCCUCAACAACACCAAAAGCCACCAUUCCUUUUAUUUGCUAGCGUUUCUGCAACACAAAGUGGGGAACGACGGCGUGAUAAGCGUUUCUUUCCAUUGUUAUUUAAAAGUAAAAUUCGUACAAACAACAACAAGAGAAUUUCUCAUCCAAAACGGAAGAAGCGCCCGCCGCCAAAAUCUAAAAAUCCAACUAACGAUGGUGGUGGCCCAAAAGAAAGAGAUUUGAGCGUUCUUUAUGGGUCAAAUCCUUUUCCUGGCCAUGAAUUGGCUUCUACAACACCUACCCCACAGCCAAGUUCAGAUCCUUGGACAACUGUUCAACCUCAUUUUGGACCUUUAUUUGUCGGUGUCUCCAACCCUAAAGCACUUGUUUUGCCUGGUGGUCGAGCUCAACAACAAACAGCAGAAUUGGGAACUUUUUGGGAAAGUAGAAAAAUUGGUCCAGGCGAAGGGAAUUGGCCUACCCCUUCUCCACACCCCCUCAACUACACAAGUUCUCCAAAAAUUCAAACACCAAUAACCGCCCCUUACCGUGCUAAAAAAUAUGAUGAUUUGUGUUGGGAAACGUUAUUGGGGCAGGAAGUGGCAAAAAUUGUUACAACGGUUAGAUUUUGA